This is a messenger RNA of Spathaspora passalidarum NRRL Y-27907, 2938 nucleotides long. Its product is annotated as metalloendopeptidase. The record is from RefSeq and is a predicted model, not a curated record. NCBI's taxonomy places the organism in Eukaryota, Fungi, Ascomycota, Pichiomycetes, Serinales, Debaryomycetaceae. The transcript has 2 exons. The coding region runs from base 1 to 2247 and encodes 748 amino acids. Gene Ontology annotation, molecular function: metalloendopeptidase activity. Gene Ontology annotation, biological process: peptide metabolic process. Gene Ontology annotation, cellular component: mitochondrion.
AUGACUCAAAAUUUUUCAUUCAAUCCUUUUUCUGAUGGUUCUGCAUAUACACAUCUUCGUAAGGUAUUUGAUGAUCAGAAAUAUUACAACAACUUCCUUAAAUCAAGCUCAAGCGAAACAUUUUUAUCACCGCGAUCCGGACUCUUUCGAAACAAAUACUUGUCUACUCCUAACGGUCUUGUGGAAUUUUCCAAGACUUCUCUAAAGAAUGCAAAAGCACUUGUUGAAGAAAUGGUGAAUGACAAAUCAAGCACCAGUGGUAAAUUACAAUAUAUUAAGAAACUUGACCAGCUUUCGGAUUUACUUUGUCGAGUAAUAGAUAUGGCGGAGUUUGUUAGAGUAGCUCACCCAGGACAUAAGUGGGUAAAUGCAGCUCAGCAAACACAUGAGAUUAUGUAUGAAUUUAUGAAUCAGUUGAAUACAAAUGUUGAAUUAUACAGUAUAUUACGAGAUAUUCUCGAAGAUCCAAGUAUAGUCAGCCAGUUAUCCGAUGAAGAAGUGAAGGUUGGGGAAUAUUUGAGACAAGAUUUCGAAAGAUCGGGUAUUCACAUGGACCCAAAAACCAGAGACAAUUUCGUUAAGAUUACCCAACAUAUUUCGGUAUUGGGAUCUCAUUUCAAUAACGAAAUGCAAAAUUUGGAUAAUUAUUGGUGUGCAGUUUCUACCGAAGAAUUCGAUAGUAUUGAAGAUGACCAAUUAAAACGUGAGAUCUUGGCAUAUCAGUCCAAUCAUACCAAUAUCAAAGAAAAAGAUACUGUUUAUAUUCCAGUGGUAUCGCAUAUUCCAUAUACAAUACUAGGUAGUGUAAAACUGGAAAAUAUCAGACGCAAGAUAUGGGUUGCGUUGCAUAGCUCACCUAGAGAUCAAAUAGAUACCUUAGACAAGUUCAUUACAUAUCGAGCUAUUCUUGCCGAAAUGUUGGGCUAUCAAAGUUUUGCCCAUUAUCAAUUAGAACACAAGAUGGCCAAAACUCCUGAAAAUGUCGUUGCAUUUCUUUCAAAUUUGCAAAAAUCACUUUUGGAACAUGGUGUUAUUAAAGAAUUAACUGAACUUUACCAGUGUAAACCUGAUGCUAAACCUAAUGCAACUGCUAAUGAAAUAAUAGAGAGCGUGAAACCAUGGGAUCGAGAUUACUUACUUACUUUACUCCAACAAAAACAACCAGAUACCCACCCUAACGAAAAUAUUUCCGAUUACUUGUCAAUUGGAACUAUAAUUGCUGGUCUUAGUAAAUUAUUUGAAUGUCUUUAUCAAGUUGAAUUUGUUCCAGUGGCUACUUCAAAGGAUGAAACUUGGGAUUACAAUCAAGUUCGUAAACUUGAAGUUCGUGACCAGACUACAAAGCGCCCUCUAGGCUUCUUGUACCUUGAUUUUUGGAGUAAUAAGGUCCACCCAUCCCAUUUUACAAUUGUUUGUCUGAGAAGGUUAAAUAAUGAACCCAUUUCCGAAAUGCUGAAGAUUGUGCAAUUAGAUGGUGAUUACCAACUUCCUGUUAUUUCAUUGAUUUGUAACUUUCCUAAACCUUUCAAAUCUACCAUUGGAAGAUUUGCAGGUAUUGAUAAUUCUAAACCUACUUUGUUAAAUUUAGAUCAAGUUGACACCCUCUUUCACGAAAUGGGACAUGCCAUGCAUUCCAUGUUAGGAAGAACUGAAUUACAUAAUUUGUCAGGAACAAGGUGUGCCACUGACUUUGUGGAGCUUCCUUCAGUAUUGAUGGAAUCAUUUUCUAAAGAUCCCCGUAUUCUUUGUGAAAUAGCAAGACAUUACGAAACUGAUAAACCAUUGCCUCGUGAUUUACUUGACCUGCAAGUUCAACGUAAGGGAUUACUUGAUGCCAGUGAAACCUAUAUGCAAUCUAAAAUGGCCAUGCUUGAUCAGAAAUUACACCUGGCAGAUAUUCUUCAAUCUACUGCCGAUUAUUCCAGUACUGAAGUAUAUCAUAAUUUAGAAGCACAAUUAAAAGUAUUCCUGGAUCAAGAACUGACCUGGCAUGGGAAGUUCCCCCACUUGUUCUCAUAUGGAGCAGUUUACUAUUCCUAUCUUUUAGAUCGAGCCAUUGCUGAGAAAAUAUGGAAUGCAUUGUUCAAAGAAGAUCCAUGGAGUCGUGCCGCAGGGGAGAAAUUAAGAAACAGAGUGUUGAAAUGGGGUGGGGUGAAAGAUCCAUGGGAAUGUCUAGGUGACUUGUUGGAUGAUGACGACGUUAGAAAAGGGGAUGAACGACUGAUGGAAACAAUUGCACGGGCUUAAGAAACUUUCCCCUCCACUAUAGACGUGCCUCAUUUAUAACCAGAAAGAUAUAAGGCAAAUUAAGCAACUUGACACCCUUCCCCACUUCGGUUGCCAUCGCUUAUUCCCCAAUAUGAUCAUGAAUACGAAUUAAAAAAAAUAUAUAUAACAAAAACCCUGUUCAUGUCAAAAAAUUUGCCGCAUAGAAAUUGAAUUUCCCACACUUUUGUAUAUAGUAUAUAUUAUUUAAAUUCAAUAUUAUAACGCUAAAUGUUAAAAAUACUGGGGAGGUUACGUCAGCAAAUCAUAAGAACAAUAGCUAUUUCCAGGGUUGUUGAAAAAUAAUACUCCACCAGGGGCUGCAUAAGGGCAUAUCAUAAUGGUGAGGCAUUCUCCCAGACACUCCGAAUGCCUUUGAACAUCAGAGGCAGAAAAAUAGAGAAGAGCAUCCCAUAUGCAGGAUUUUCCGAUAUGGAACACUACGGCGAUAUUUACAUCAUCGGUGCAAUUGUGUUUGUAACAUCACAACAUAGAUUUAAGCCAGGUUGGAAAUUAAGGCGAUAUGUUUAUAUUAGGAGUUUAUUCCCCGGAAUCUGUCGUGUUUACAUCAGGGGAACCCUGACCCGUCGGAGUUGCUAUGCGUGAUCCCUAACUUUUUCAAGCUAAAAAGAAAUUAAUAUGGAGGACGGCUGACUCAGGGCACUUCACUGUC